GAUCCUCAAAGAUUUGAUCGAAGAAGUUUCCAUCGAGGGAUCGGACCCAGUUGGGAUUGGAGUAAGGAGCAGCUCUGGGCUGUGGUUGUGCUGCUGUUGGAGGAAGAGAGAGUCGAAGAAGCGAUUCAGAAGAUGUCCUCUCAGAAGAAGGCACCCGUGUUUAUAUCAGUUUAUGUGGUGAAGCCUAGGCGGUCAACUGAUCGUCAGAGGCCCUACCACCACCACCACCAUCACUAUCACCACGUUCACCAUCAUCAACGUGGUGGUUAUGAUCGGAAGGCUGAGCUUCUUCAGCAUUGCCAACGGUUGAGGACCAGUGCCCACCGUGAACAAACACCUUCCACCCCCAAAACCAGCUCCAGGCUUACUUCUAACAAGAUUAUUCCACUGUAUCGCAAUCCGAGUAUUCGAAGGAACCCGACGUGCUUAGGGAAUUGGAGGAGGUUGCUGAUACCGGGAUUCAUUCUGAGACCAGGUGUUAUCUUCAGAAGGAAAAAAGAGAAGAAGAUGGCAGUCAAGAAGAUGAGUGAUUCUAUGGGAAACACAAUGCUUCUAAUUGCAAAGAACAUAAGGGUUGAGAAGCAGCAGGGAUUUGUUAAGAAGCUUCUCUCCACUUUUAGAAGACGUAAAUGAUCAUAUUGUGAUUUGAUGGAUGAAAUUGAUUUGGUGAUAAUGUAAUAUGAUUUUUGUGUGAGUUGCUUUACAAACUCCCGAUAAAAAAAAAAUUAACGUGAGGAAAUUAGUUAAACUAGAUUUCUAUAACUAUUGUUGCUGUUCGUAAUAUUCACAGUUUCUUAAGGAGGGACGAUGGAAGGGAUUAUUAUCUUCAUUGAUAAUUCGGUGUAAGAUUCCAAGGAUAACUGUUAGAUUUUGGCUCUUGGAUGUACAACUUAUACCAAAU
Asparagus officinalis (garden asparagus) is the source of this 901-nucleotide messenger RNA. RefSeq lists its product as uncharacterized. Lineage: Eukaryota; Viridiplantae; Streptophyta; Magnoliopsida; Asparagales; Asparagaceae. The record is from RefSeq and is a predicted model, not a curated record. Bases 133 to 633 code for a protein of 166 amino acids. The transcript has 4 exons.